Rhododendron vialii is the source of this 1449-nucleotide messenger RNA. RefSeq lists its product as uncharacterized. Lineage: Eukaryota; Viridiplantae; Streptophyta; Magnoliopsida; Ericales; Ericaceae. The record is from RefSeq and is a predicted model, not a curated record. The coding region runs from base 1 to 1449 and encodes 482 amino acids. The transcript has a single exon.
AUGUUAGUGGGUCCCAAGCCAAAGUGCGCCCAAACCGACGAUGGCUCCAAAUGGACUAUCUCGUUCACCAAGAAAGAUCUAGACCAGGUCCAGCUCCCGCACAAUGUCGCCCUCGUGGUCACGCUUCGCAUCAGAACCUUUAACGUUCGACACAUCCUUGUUGACCAGGGUAGUUUGGCAGAGGUUAUGUAUUAUUCUCUGUUCAAAUACCUGAAGCUCCCAGAGUCUGACCUCCGUCCCUCCGAGGUUCCUCUAAUUGGUUUCAACGGGGCUCCGAUAUGGCCCCUUGGCAUGAUUACCCUUCCUGUUCGAGCCAGGUCGGUGACACAUGAUAUGGAGUUUGUCGUGGUGGAUGUACCUAGCCUUUACAAUGCCAUCGUCAGGCGCACUUGGCUUCACAAGAUGAAGGCUAUUGCCUCUACUUAUCACCAGGUAGUUCGGUUCAUUGGCGCUUAUGGACAUCGAGAAGACCUUUACAGAGACCAUACCGUUGCUAAAAGGUGCUAUGUCAACGUUGUCCGAAGCAACAACCAAAUGUCUCGGGUCAACCUCAUCGAGGUCACCGACGCCCCAGUUCUUGAAGACGUCGGUAGAAGGGCUGACGAAAAGGCAAUCAAAGACCUAAUCACCGUCCCCAUCAACAAGGACAACUCCCGUUUCUUCCUUCUUGGGUCCUCCCUCAGCGAUGCCGAAUGGGACCAAAUGGUUGAUUUCCUAAAGUGUAACGUCGAGGUAUUUGCCUGGACCCCAUACGCGAUGCCCGGGAUCAACCCCUUGUUCAUUUGCCAUGAGCUCAACAUCGACAAAAGCAGACAUUCGAUUGUGCAGCGGGCAAGGCAGUCCUCCCCGGUCCAUUCUGAGGUCGUUAUCGAAGAAGUCGGCCAACUCCUCAACGCUCGGGUCAUCCGUGAAGUUCAGUACCCCAGGUGGUUAGCCAACACCGUGGUUGUUAAGAAAAAGAACGGCAAGUGGUGCGUGUGCGUCGACUAUUCAAAUCUCAACGAUGCCUACCCAAAGGACGUCUUCCCACUUUUGCGAAUCGAUCAGUUAAAUGACGCCACUGCCGGUCAUGACCGACUCAGUUUCAUGAAUGCCUACCGAGGCGAUCAUCAGAUAGCAAUGAGCAAAGGCAAUGUUGAAAAUACAGCCUUCAUCACCCCACACGGUAUUUUUGGUUAUCUCGUCAUGCCCUUCGAUCUCAAAAAUGCCAAGGCUACAUUUCAGCAAAUGAUAACUAAAAUGUUCGAAUAUUUGUUGGGCGACACUAUGAUGGCCUACAUUGAUGACAUGAUUGUGAAAAGCAUGUUGGCCAGUGAUCACCCAGCCCAUCUCACUAAGGCCUUCAAGAUCCUCAUGGAUCACAAGCUUCGUAUAAAUGCGGAAAAAUCCGCCAAGUCAGCUCAGGAAAAUUCCUCGGUCACCUCGUCUCCCGACGCUGCAACAAAGUAG